UUCAAGCAGAAAAUUCAAUUCCAUGUAUCGUUUUAUUCUAUUUCUAUCCACAUCACUUGCAAGCUAUGAUUCUGAGAAAAUAUUGUUUUGCAGAAACCUAGAGUGCUUAUAUACAGGUAAACGGGUCUGUGGGGUAAGGGAGGAAGGUGAUGGUUUCCGAUUAAAGAUCUUUGAAGACGAGUGCCGCUUACUACGUUAUGGAUGUAAUGUUACCGAGGACCAAGCAUAUGGAGUUAUUAAUAUGGAAUAUUGUUCAAAUCCAUUACCAAAUAACUCGCUGAACGAAUUGCAUAUAAAACAAUUAAAUGACGACAAUUUAAAAUGUGAUGUAAAUUUAAUAUGCAAUAAUACAGAAAUUUGCGCCAUUGCGGAAGAAGGAGAAGGAUACAGAGUAAAAAGAUUUCCAAAUAGAUGCGAGCUGCAUAAACACAACUGCAAAACAAAUGAAAAAUAUACAGAGACCGAACCAUUCAUUUGUGAAUCCGCACUUAGUAUGGAUAAACAAAUUAGAGAUAUUAAUAAUAGAGAGAUCCAAAUUAAUGAUAUAAAGAACUUAGUUAUAAUCAAUGGUGGUAUGUUAGGUACAGAUAAUGUCAAUGAAAGUAUAGAUAGCUUCUUCGCUGCUACCCAUGUAUUUGAUUUGCCAGUGAAAGAAAUGGAUCCGUAUAAUACAAGGAGACGUUUAAUAAAGAACGCUGGUCCAGUGAAAAUCUUCGUACCAUUGAUUGUGAUACCGAAAGAGAAGAAAAAUGAUACUUCCCAUCGCCCAACACUUUCUACGUGUUAUCAUACGUGUCCUACUAAAUGUCCAGACACCUAUGCUCCCGUGUGUGGUGUAGCCGGCAUCAUGGCGAGGGAACCAGCCCUGAUGUUCAAAAACCACUGUUUCAUGGAUGUCGCGCAGUGCAAGAUGUUUUGGGAGAACAAAAGUAGUACUUCACAUAGCUCUUGCAUCCCUAUAUUAAGGAGGACAUAUUGGUAUCUGGAAAAGUACCCGAGUGUUUUUACACCUACAACAAACAAACAUAGAAAUGUUAACUUAAUAAAUGAACUUAAUUACGGCAAGUAGAAAGAUCUGUCCUACAGAAAAAAAAUUACACGAUUUUCAAAACUAUUUUUUUACAAAACCCGACGGCCUGUAAUAAAAUUUACCUUAGCGUGCCAGCAGCAUGCCUCAUAUAACGCUCGGCUGUCCUACCAUUUAUUUAACAAUAUAAGGAUAAUAUCGACAUUUAUUAAGAAUUUUAU
This is a messenger RNA of Pieris brassicae (large cabbage white), 1248 nucleotides long. RefSeq lists its product as uncharacterized. The transcript is spliced from 4 exons. NCBI's taxonomy places the organism in Eukaryota, Metazoa, Arthropoda, Insecta, Lepidoptera, Pieridae. Bases 23 to 1069 code for a protein of 348 amino acids. Gene Ontology annotation, molecular function: protein binding. The record is from RefSeq and is a predicted model, not a curated record.